AUGCCGCCCUCACUUUGCAUGCGAUGCAGCGCACAAAAGGCCGUCGUCAAACGGCCCAAGAACCAUCACAAGCUCUGCAAAGAGUGCUUCCUGGCAGUUUUCGAGGACGAGGUUCAUCAUACCAUUAUCUCAUCCAAGUUGUUUCUGCGAGGCGAGAAAAUUGCUAUAGGUGCAUCUGGUGGCAAAGACUCAACCGUCCUAGCUUCAGUUCUAAAGACACUCAACAAAAAACACGACUAUGGGCUCGAGCUUGUGCUGCUUAGUGUAGACGAAGGUAUCAAGGGAUACAGAGAUGACUCGCUCGAGACUGUGAAGCGCAACGCGGUUCAAUAUGAGAUGCCCCUACAAAUCGUUGGCUACGACACACUAUAUGGCUGGACCAUGGAUCAAGUUGUCGAGACUAUUGGGAAAAAGGGAAAUUGCACCUAUUGUGGUGUUUUCAGACGACAAGCUCUCGAUCGUGGCGCAAAACUGCUAGAGAUCAAGCAUGUCGUCACGGGUCACAAUGCGGAUGACAUUGCUGAGACAGUACUCAUGAAUCUCCUCAGAGGAGACCUGUCGCGCCUCUCAAGGAGCACCAGCAUCAUCACCGGCAACUCAUCAAACGACGUCAAAAGAAGCAAGCCACUGAAAUAUGCAUACGAGAAGGAAAUCGUCCUGUACGCCCACCACAAAAAGCUGGAUUACUUCAGUACUGAGUGCAUUUACAGCCCAGAGGCCUUCCGCGGGACAGCGAGAAGUUUAAUCAAGAACCUGGAGAAGGUGCGCCCUAGUGCUAUCCUGGACAUCGUCCGCAGCGGCGAAGAUCUUGCCCGUCUGACCCCAGACAAAGGCCAAGCGGCAUGUGCGUGUGAUGAUGGUGAGGGUGCCGGCGGCUGUGGCUCUGCGAAUGCGGCAACCUCUGGAAGCGAGCUGGCCCAAAUGGAAGCUAGUCUCAAGCAAGAAAGUGAAGACACGGCGCUGGAGACUGAGAUCACGUCCAAACCGAAAGAGGACAUUGUCAAGCUUCCCGUCCGACCGAGACAGCGCAAAAGUCAGAAACGGGAGCCACCGCCCAGUCAGCUACAGACGCUUGGCACCUGCACUCGCUGCGGCUAUAUGUCGAGCCAAGAAAUCUGUCAAGCAUGCACAUUGGUAGAGCGACUGAAUAAAAAUAGAGCAGAUAUAGCAAUAUAA
Molecule: messenger RNA, 1176 nt
Organism: Cordyceps militaris CM01
Lineage: Eukaryota; Fungi; Ascomycota; Sordariomycetes; Hypocreales; Cordycipitaceae
Product: VEG136 protein
Exons: 1
Coding region: 1-1176 (391 amino acids)
Biological process (GO): tRNA wobble position uridine thiolation
Cellular component (GO): mitochondrion; cytosolic tRNA wobble base thiouridylase complex
Molecular function (GO): tRNA binding
Source: RefSeq, a predicted model, not a curated record